AUGGACGAGUAUAUCGUACUCACAAUUCACCAUAGUGGUGAAUUUGUUGAUGGUGAUCUUAGAGUUUAUGAAGGAGGGGAAGUUUCUGAGUUGAAAAUAGAUGUUGACACAUGGAGUUACUUUGAGCUGACAGAUUCACUUAAGUGUUUAGGGUAUAGGGAUUUUGAGAAAAUCUAUUACAAAGACCCAACAUUUGGGAUGCAACAACUGAAUGAUGAUGCAGGAGCAUUAGAAGUAGCUGAUUUGUAUAAGGUUCAUUUAGGUGUAGACAUUUUUAUUAAACACACAACUGGCCAGGAUGAGUUUGCAGAUCCAGCAGGGUUAGAAAAUGUUGUAGUUGAGGAGCAUGGUGUCACUGAGGAGCAUGUAAGAGAUGAGGAGGAGAGGGUAGUUGAAGAAAUGCUUUCUAAGUUGCAUGAAGAAGUAACUGGUAACUCUAAUGAAGCUGAGCUGGAGGAUGAGGAUGAGAAUAUAGUGUUGGAGGCUGAGAAGGUUGUGUUAGAGGCUGAGAAGGUUGUGUUGGAGGCUGAACAUGCUGAACAUGUUGUUUUGGAGGCUGAGAAAGAUCGUAUGGAAAAUGAGAAAGAUGACAAUUCUGAUAGUGGGGAAGUGGAUGAUUCCAUAAGUAGUGAUGAUAGUGAAUACAAAUAUGACAAUAUAGAUGAGGAUGAAUUGGACAAUCUAGUUGAACAUGAUGAAGAGAGAGAUGAGGGUGGUAAAAUUGGGAGUGGUAGUGAGAGUGAAGGUUUGGUGAGUGGGUGUGACAGUGAUGACAGUUAUGGUGGGCAAAAAAAACAUAUCCCUAUGUUUAAGAUUCAAAAGAAUAUGGCUGAUUUCAAAUGGGAGGUGGGUUCCUACUUUAGUUCAAAAGAUGAUUUCAAAGAGGCAAUCACAUCAUAUGCUGUUCACAGUGGAAGAAACCUAAAGUUCACCAAAAAUGAUAAUGUAAGAGUGAGGGUAAAGUGUAAGGAUGGAUGUGAUUGGGAAGCCUAUUGUGCUAAAUCAUCAAGGGAAGAAACUUGGAAAUUAAGGAAGGUGAUUGAUGUACAUAGUUGCAGUAGGGAUUAUAAUGUGAAAAUGAUGACUACCAAGUGGCUGAGCAAGAGGUUACAAAACUCCUUAAAAACCAAUCCUAGGAUGAAAAUCAAAGAUAUCAAGGCAAAGGCACAAAAGAAAUGGAAUGUAGGUGUGAACAAAACCAAGGCAAUUAGGGCAAGAGUUAAAGCAAGAGAUAUGGUUGAUGGGUCAUUCCUAGGGGAUUACACCAGAAUCUAUGAUUAUUGUCAUGAAUUGCUAAGAACAAAUCCAGGUUCCACAGUGAAGGUUGGUGUUGAACCAUCUCAAGAAGGCUCACAAAAUCAUGUUCCAUACUUCAAAAGGUUGUAUAUAUGUCUUGCAGCAUGUAAGCAAAGUUUUAAGUUUUCUAGGCAUGUAAUAGGGUUGGAUGGUUGUUUUCUAAAGGGGCUAUGUGGAGGGCAAAUACUAGCUGCUAUAGGUAGGGAUCCAAAUGAUCAAAUGCUACCUAUAGCAUUUGCAGUAGUUGAAGGAGAAAAUAGAGACAGUUGGACAUGGUUCUUGGAGUUAUUGAUUGAUGACCUUGGUGGAAAAAAUGAGUGCCUCACAUACACCUUCAUGUCAGAUCAGCAAAAGGGAUUAUUACCAGCCAUGGAUGAACUGUUGCCCAAUGUAGAGCAAAGAUUCUGUGUCAGACACUUGUACAACAAUUUCAGGAAAAGAUAUCCUAGGAAGAUGCUUAAGGAAAUAAUAUGGAGGGCUGCUAAGGUUACUUAUGCUCAGGCUUGGGAAAGAGAGAUGAAGAGGAUGAGGCUGAUCAAUGAAGAAGCAUACCUACAUAUGAUGAAGACACCUCCAAGAUUUUGGAGUAGAUCUUACUUUAGAGGGACUAAUAAAUGUGAUGUUGUAGUGAAUAACAUGUCUGAAUCUUUCAACAGUGUUAUUCUUGAAGCAAGGUCCAAACCCUUAGUGACUAUGGUAGAGGAGAUCAGGACAUAUUGUAUGGAAAAAUGGGCAACAAAUAGGAUGAGGUUUCAAAAUUUGGCUGAUGAUGAUGUGCUGCCUAACAUCAGAAAGAAGGUUGAUAGAACAAGUACUUACACAAAUUCAUGGAUUGUGAGGAUGUCUGCUGAACACAUAUUUGAGGUUCAUCAUGUAGAAAACCAUGCAGAUAAAUUUGUUGUGAAUUUGAAGGAAUGUGUGUGCACCUGUAGGAGGUGGGAAUUAACUGGACUUCCAUGUGUUCAUGCAUUAGCUAGCAUUAAAAGUAGGAACUUCAAGGUUGAGGAAUACAUCCCUGCAUAUUAUAGGAAGUCAAUGUACAUGAAAGUGUACUCAUCUAUAAUUUAUCCUUUGAAUGGAUCAAAUCUAUGGGCCAGAACUGAAUAUCCAGAUGUGCUCCCUCCUAAGUAUAGGAGGAUGCCUGGGAGACCAAAGAAGAGGAGAAAUUUGGAGCAAGGAGAGAUAGAUGGUUCUGACAAAAAAAUGAGGAGAAUAGGAUUGGCAAUUAGGUGUUCAAGGUGCAAGCAACCGGGUCACAACAAAACAACAUGUAAGAUUACUCAGAGUACUCAAGGUACUCAACAGAACACUCAAGCAACUCAGUCAACUCAGCCUGCUUCUCAACCAACUCAGCCAACUCAGUCUGCUACUCAACCUGCUGUGAAUCUGUCUCAGCCUGCAUCUGCACAAGGAUCCAAGACAUCUACUUAA
Molecule: messenger RNA, 2727 nt
Organism: Vicia villosa (hairy vetch)
Lineage: Eukaryota; Viridiplantae; Streptophyta; Magnoliopsida; Fabales; Fabaceae
Exons: 4
Coding region: 1-2727 (908 amino acids)
Molecular function (GO): zinc ion binding
Source: RefSeq, a predicted model, not a curated record